AUACACUGGCAGUCGCAAAAAAGAAGCACAUUUGUUAAUGAAUUUUCUGAAGAUAACCUAAGCUGUGAAGAGAUCCGCGCACGUGGAUUUUAUCCAGAAGUACCUCUGUCAAAAGAUGAAAAUGAAUUCCCUAUUGCCUACGCCCGUACAGUCUAUAAAGACUAUCACUUCCAAGAAAUGAUGUUCAACGUCAUGUAUGCUCCACAGAACCGCUACUGUUUUAUUAUCGACAACAAGGCUACCGAAAAAUUUCACAAAAAAAUGAAAAUUCUUGGAAAAUGUUUUAAGAAUGUAAUUGUAAGUGAUGUAGAGUUCGAUGUUGAUGGUGCGGGUCAUAACAUGGUCAGGAGCUUCCUCUACUGUAUGCGGUUACUACUCAAGGAGCCAAGCUGGAAGUACGUUACAACACUUCAGGUAGAUAUUAAAUUAAAAAAGUAUCUUGCUUUUUUUCUGACGUUUUUCCUUAUAAUUCAAAAUAAAAAAGAGUUUUCUUUCAAAAAUUUUGUUUUCGUGCAUUUACACAGAUAUCAGUUUGCUGCAAAUUGUUUUGCUUAG
Enterobius vermicularis (human pinworm) is the source of this 555-nucleotide messenger RNA. NCBI's taxonomy places the organism in Eukaryota, Metazoa, Nematoda, Chromadorea, Rhabditida, Oxyuridae. The record is from the annotation of a GenBank genome assembly.